UUGGGUACCCAUACACCGCAACAAUUUUUUGUUUUGAAGGUGGGAGUUAAAAGAAACUCCAUCUCUUCUCACUUUGUUAGCUGAACAGGAAGAUGAUGGUACUCUGUGUGCAAGGCCAAGGACCCGUUUGGAUGAACAGAGCAACAACCACGGCCCUACCUCCUUCUCCCAUCUUCCGCCGUUUCCCAACGCGGCCCUGGAAAGAGGGCAACCGAUUCAAUUCCGGGAACAAGAAGGCGAGGAGCGUCGUUUUAUCUAAAGCGUUCCUGUUCCCGGUGGAUCCAUGGGCUCCCACCGUCGAUUCUCAGAGCAUAGCUUCCCAGCUCUUCGCCGUCUCCCUCUUCCCUUACAUGGGUUUCUUGUAUUUCAUCACCAAAUCCAAAACUGCCCCUAAACUCACCCUCUUCGGCUUCUAUUUCUUGCUUGCCUUUGUCGGCGCCACCAGAUAAGAAUGCUUAAAGUUUUAAAAGGGCAGUUGAAUUUUAUUUUCCUUUGUAUGCUACAAGGUAAAACCAACCAUAAAAACACCAUUUCCCU
Messenger RNA from Cuscuta campestris, 537 nucleotides. The record is from the annotation of a GenBank genome assembly. NCBI's taxonomy places the organism in Eukaryota, Viridiplantae, Streptophyta, Magnoliopsida, Solanales, Convolvulaceae.